AUGGCCCUUAACCCUCAAUUGCUACCCAAUGGGAUGCCUAUUCCCUUUGUUAAUGAAAUGUUCGUUCUAGUCAGAGAUGGUGUUGAGUUUGAAGUUGACAAGAUCCCUGGAGGGCAUGGAGGUCAAGUUAAGGUCAAAGGAGUGAUAUACUUGUCUAAUAUACGGUUGGUCUUUGUUGCAAGCAAACCUGUUGAGAACUUUGUUGCUUUUGACAUGCCCAUGCUUUACAUCCAUGCUGAGAAAUUCAAUCAGCCAAUAUUCCACUGCAACAAUAUUUCUGGACAAGUGGAGCCUGUGGUUCCAGAGAACGAGCAUAGAGCUUUAUAUUCAACACACACUUUCAAGAUCCUAUUUAAGGAAGGUGGUUGCGGGACUUUUGUUCCUCUCUUCCUGAAUCUCAUAACAUCAGUGAGGCAAUACAAUCGGCAACUGCAACAAGCAGCAGCUCCACGUGUUGAUCCUCUUCAAGCUGCACAGACCCCUGUGGAUGAAAUGAUGAGACAUGCGUACGUAGACCCGAAUGAUCCAACGAAGAUAUAUCUGCAGCAGCCAUCAGGGGAAUCUCAGUUGAGGCGGCGAGCUUACCAUUCGAGUGCAGCAGAACAGUGA
Arabis nemorensis is the source of this 609-nucleotide messenger RNA. The record is from the annotation of a GenBank genome assembly. NCBI's taxonomy places the organism in Eukaryota, Viridiplantae, Streptophyta, Magnoliopsida, Brassicales, Brassicaceae.